AUGCUUCCUCUUUCUAUUUUUCGGCUGGCGGCUCUCUGUGGUGUCUCCUUCCAGGCUCCUCAGCAGUUCGACUUCGGUGAGCGCCGUCGCAGAAAGAAGAAGGAGAAGAAGGAGACAGAUCAAGCCCAAGAGGACGCGCCGAUCAUCGACGGCACGGGUGAAGUGUUCAAGCGCGGACAGGAAUACACCUACCAGGAAAUGCUCCAGCGCAUUCAGACGUUGAUUGAGAAGCACAACCCCGAUCUGUCGGGUGCGAAGCGCUACACGAUCAAGCCUCCGCAGGUCGUCCGCGUUGGCUCCAAGAAGGUUGCGUGGAUCAACUUCAAAGACAUUUGCAACAUCAUGAACCGCCAGCCCGACCACGUGCAUCAGUUCGUCCUCGCCGAGUUGGGUACUGAAGGUUCGAUCGCGGGAGACGGGCAGCUCGUUCUCAAAGGAAAAUACGGCCCCAAGCACAUCGAGGCGCUGCUCAGAAAAUACAUCACUGAGUACGUUACGUGCCAGAUGUGCAAGAGUCCGAAUACGACGAUGCAGCGCGACAGCCGGACGCGUCUGUGGCAGCAGAGCUGCGUGGCCUGUGGCGCCAAUCGAUCUGUCACGACCAUCAAGAGCGGUUUCCACGCCGUCGGAAAGGGAGAGAGAAGAAAGGCGAAGCUGGGCUAA
Messenger RNA from Besnoitia besnoiti, 663 nucleotides. RefSeq names its product putative eukaryotic initiation factor-2 beta. Gene Ontology annotation, molecular function: translation initiation factor binding; mRNA binding; translation initiation factor activity. NCBI's taxonomy places the organism in Eukaryota, Apicomplexa, Conoidasida, Eucoccidiorida, Sarcocystidae. The coding region runs from base 1 to 663 and encodes 220 amino acids. Gene Ontology annotation, cellular component: eukaryotic translation initiation factor 2 complex. The transcript has 5 exons. The record is from RefSeq and is a predicted model, not a curated record. Gene Ontology annotation, biological process: formation of cytoplasmic translation initiation complex; translational initiation; formation of translation preinitiation complex.